GAUGAAGCUCACACCCCUGCUCCUGCUGGCGACCCUCCUGGGGCUGAGUGCCACCUCCGCCUCGGCCUCCGACGACCGAGAGGCCAGGAUCUUCGCCUACUACUCCACCACCUCGGUCACCAGCCUCACCACCGUCACCAUCACGGGUCUCUCCACCUGCGUCUCCACCACCACCACGGCGUGUCUCGGGAGGAGGAAGAGGGCGGCCUUUAGCUCCUUCGCCGAGCUGGAGAACGAGCGGGACGACCAGCCCAUCAACCUGGACGGAAGCCAAGGCGACGGCGCUGACGAAGUGCACGCCCGCGCCGAGAGAUCCCUUGACGGGGAGGAGAGCGAGGAUGAAGGCCGAGACGGGAAGAGGCUCACCAUCUGGUCCACAAACUUCACCACGCUGACUCUCACGUCGACGUCCGUCCAGCCUUCCACCACCGUCACCGCCUCCGCCCUGUGCGCUGCUCCCGGCGUCACCCAAGGUUGCUUCAUCGGUUAAGAGAAAAAAGAAAAGGAAAGAAACGCAGCGGUGCGUCGUUCGUUCUGACGUCACGCAGCCCCGCCCUCUUUCCCCGUCGGCUCCUCCUCCUUCCCUUCGUUAGCUCCGCCUACAUAUUAUUUAUUUUCCCCGAUGUUCGGCUAGGCUUUUAGAUUUUUCUUUUUUUUCGCGUGUUGUCAGCAUAUACUUUUUGUUUUCGUCACAUGUUUUGCAAUUGUCAAUCAUUUUCAUUAAUUCAAUUACUAAAAUAAUGAAAUUCAGUACAGAUGAUUCCGAAUACAUGAGAGAAAGGAAGGAAGGAAGUCGUAGGAGACGCAUUCGGAUGAUGAAUGGAUAACUUUUCUUGUUGUUAUUUAUUUUGAUUUAUGUUGUUCCUGCUCAGAACUUUACGUAUAUGUACAUAUUGUAUGAUAAAAUGUUUGUUAGUGUA
This is a messenger RNA of Penaeus monodon (black tiger shrimp), 920 nucleotides long. RefSeq lists its product as uncharacterized. NCBI's taxonomy places the organism in Eukaryota, Metazoa, Arthropoda, Malacostraca, Decapoda, Penaeidae. The record is from RefSeq and is a predicted model, not a curated record. The transcript is spliced from 2 exons. Bases 2 to 490 code for a protein of 162 amino acids.